UACAGGUCAGGAGGCUGACGCUCACUAGAGCUUUCACAGCGACUGCAGUUUCCAUGUGAUCCCUUAAACACAGGGACUAACUGUUUUGGGGUUCUGCCCUUAGGACCGAAUGAAGAAACGAAUCUUGCUUUUCUUCGCAUACAGAGGACAAGUGAGAAAAGGGAAAAAGAGCAAAAGGAGAAAAUGGCCGACUUUAUAUUACGGAAAGCUGAACCCAAAGAUGUCUCAGAUAUUCUUCGUCUCAUAAAGGAACUUGCGAAGUUUGAGAAAAUGGAAGAACAAGUCGUUCUGACUGAGAAAGAGCUGCUGGAGGACGGGUUUGGAGAACAUCCGUUCUACCACUGCAUCAUCGCUGAAGUGCCCAAGGACAAACAAAGUGCACAGGAUCACACCGUGGUCGGCUUUGCCAUGUACUACUUCACCUACGACCCCUGGAUCGGGAAGCUGCUCUACCUGGAGGACUUUUACGUCAUGGGGGAGUUCAGAGGUUACGGCAUCGGCUCUGAGAUCCUGAAGCAGCUCAGUGAAAUGGCAGUAAAGUGUCGCUGCAGCAGUUUGCAGUUCAUCGUUGCCGAGUGGAACAAAUCAUCCAUCGAGUUUUACAAACGCCGCGGCGCGAGUGAUCUCUCUCUGGAGGAGGGCUGGAGGCUGUUUGAGAUCGACAAGGAGAGCCUGAUCAAAAUGAUGAAGUAGACGAGAAAUAAACACAAAGCUGUGUGAUUAACUCUGAA
Messenger RNA from Tachysurus vachellii, 731 nucleotides. Its product is annotated as diamine acetyltransferase 1-like. The transcript is spliced from 6 exons. The record is from RefSeq and is a predicted model, not a curated record. Bases 184 to 693 code for a protein of 169 amino acids. Gene Ontology annotation, molecular function: N-acetyltransferase activity. NCBI's taxonomy places the organism in Eukaryota, Metazoa, Chordata, Actinopteri, Siluriformes, Bagridae.